CACUUCCGGCGUGCUUUCCCCUCCUCUUGCGCUCUCAUGUUAAUGGCGGGUGGCGUCUGCUGAGGGGGACGCAAAUAACCGCUACCGGCAAGGGAAAGUCUCCUUGCCUGCCCCACUUCCAUUCUCCGCAAGUAUUCGAGCUCGCCAGCAUGUCCGUGGUGCCGCCUAAUCGCUCACAAACCGGCUGGCCCCGGGGAGUCAACCAGUUCGGCAACAAGUACAUCCAGCAGACUAAGCCCCUCACCCUGGAGCGCACCAUCAACCUGUACCCUCUUACCAAUUAUACUUUUGGUACAAAAGAGCCCCUCUAUGAGAAGGACAGCUCUGUUGCAGCCAGAUUUCAGCGCAUGAGGGAGGAAUUUGAUAAAAUUGGAAUGAGAAGGACUGUAGAAGGGGUUCUGAUUGUACAUGAGCAUCGGCUACCACAUGUGUUACUGCUGCAGCUGGGAACAACUUUCUUCAAAUUACCUGGUGGUGAACUUAACCCAGGAGAAGAUGAAGUUGAAGGACUAAAACGCUUAAUGACAGAGAUACUGGGUCGUCAAGAUGGUGUCCUGCAAGACUGGGUCAUUGAUGACUGCAUUGGUAACUGGUGGAGACCAAAUUUUGAACCUCCUCAGUACCCGUAUAUUCCUGCACAUAUUACAAAACCUAAGGAACAUAAGAAGUUGUUUUUGGUUCAACUUCAAGAGAAAGCUUUGUUUGCAGUCCCUAAAAAUUACAAGCUUGUAGCUGCACCAUUGUUUGAAUUGUAUGACAAUGCACCAGGAUAUGGACCCAUCAUUUCUAGUCUCCCUCAGCUUCUGAGCAGGUUCAAUUUUAUAUACAACUGAAUUCCUGCACAGUGGAGAAGUAAAAGAAGCCGUCUCUGUGAGCACAGCUAUACACAGUGUAGAAUAAAUAUGGUAGAAAAGUUUUUUUUGGGUUUUCUCUCUUUCCCAAUCCCUAAAUUGCUGCCUACUUUCUGUUGUUUGAAUAGUAAAGUUAAUAUGAAGAACUAGAUGGUGGUGUAAACAAAUGUGGUAAUGUUUAAUUUACUUUUGGUUCUACUCAUACUUUUUUGUACAACAUUAAAGAAUAUGAACUUCUUUCUAUUUGUAUUUUUUUUUUCUUUUUUUAAUUUUCACAUUAAACUUGUAAAAUUCUUACA
Mustela lutreola (European mink) is the source of this 1150-nucleotide messenger RNA. RefSeq names its product nudix hydrolase 21 (gene NUDT21). The record is from RefSeq and is a predicted model, not a curated record. Gene Ontology annotation, molecular function: mRNA binding. Gene Ontology annotation, cellular component: mRNA cleavage factor complex. The coding region runs from base 150 to 833 and encodes 227 amino acids. NCBI's taxonomy places the organism in Eukaryota, Metazoa, Chordata, Mammalia, Carnivora, Mustelidae. The transcript has 7 exons.